AUUGUCUAAAGAGUUAUCGCAUGUUCACACUUGGACGAUUGAUCAGAUCUACAAGUACUUCAAAUAUCAUCGCAAAGAGGCCUUUGAGACUACAACGCGUGUCAUUUGUCAGACCUUUUACACAUAUUCCCUACUCCAGCAUGGCGACUUCGAAAAUCAAUAAAUGGGUGGAUGAGAACCAAUCUCACCUCAUUGACAGACUGGCCAAGGCUGUCGGCAUCCCUUCAGUCUCUGGCAAUAUUGCCUACAUCAAGGAUGUCGAGCGCAUGGCCGAGUUCCUGAUCGAGCAAUUGACUGAACUCGGGGUCAAAGCGGAGACACGACCAGUUGGAAAGCACCAGCUUGACGGCAAGGAAGUCGACCUCCCGCCCGUCGUCAUUGGACAUAUCGGAAACGACCCCAACAAGAAAACCCUUCUGAUUUACGGUCACUACGAUGUCCAACCUGCUCUCAAGGAGGAUGGAUGGAAGUUUGACCCCUUCACUCUCACAGUCGACCCUGAGGGUUCUGGGAAAUUGUACGGACGAGGAUCAACCGAUGACAAGGGUCCUGUUCUUGGAUGGCUGAACGCUCUUGAAGCUCACAAGGAAACUGGAACGGAACUGCCUGUCAACCUCAAAAUGAUCUUCGAGGGUAUGGAGGAGAAUGGCUCUGAUGGUCUUGACAAGUUUAUCGAGUCCGAGAAGGAUAAGUUCUUCGCCGGAGUAGACUGCAUGUGUAUCUCGGACAACUACUGGCUCGACACCAAGACCCCUUGCUUGACUUACGGUCUGCGAGGAAUCAACUACUACGAAAUUAGAAUCUCUGGACCUGAUAGAGAUCUCCACUCCGGUGCUUUCGGGGGAGCCAUUCACGAGCCGAUGACUGAUUUAAUCAGCCUCAUGUCCAAGCUCGUUUCGCCUCAGGGAGAGAUCCUUAUUCCCGGAGUCAAGGACCUCAUUGCUCCUGUGACCAAAGACGAACAGGAGAAAUUCGAGGCGAUUCACUUUGAGAUGAAAGAUAUCCACGAUGCUAUUGGAGGAGACGUGACCUUGACCAAUGACACUGUCAAGACUUUGAUGGGCCGAAUGAGAAACCCCAGUCUGUCCUUGCACGGUAUCGAGGGAGCCUUCUCUGCCGUCGGAUCAAAGACCGUCAUUCCAUGCUCUGUCAAGGGCAAGUUCUCUAUCCGUCUUGUCCCCAAUCUCGGGAUUAAGAACACUACCGACUUGGUCAUCAAAUACGUCAACGACGAGUUCAUGAAGCUUGGAUCUAAGAAUAAGUGUCAGGUCGUUCUGACACAUGGAGGAGAGCCCUGGAUCACCGACCCAAACCACUACUCUUUCAGGGCCGCUCACAAAGCCACUGAAACCGUCUGGGGACAAGCGCCAGACUACACCAGAGAGGGAGGAUCCAUUCCGAUCACAUUGGAGUUCGCCAACAUUCUCGGCGUCAACAUUUGUCUGUUGCCUGUCGGACGUGGAGAUGACGGUGCGCACUCGACAAACGAAAAGUUGGACACGUCAAACUACAUUCAGGGCACAAAAUUGUUCGCAGAAUAUAUGCACAACCUUGCUGCCGAGCAGGCGUAGAGUUGGAUACAUUUUUGCCCAGACGCAUGCAAAAGAUGCAUGAUAUCGCUGAUG
Messenger RNA from Kockovaella imperatae, 1625 nucleotides. Its product is annotated as putative glutamate carboxypeptidase protein. The transcript has 15 exons. Gene Ontology annotation, molecular function: metallodipeptidase activity. NCBI's taxonomy places the organism in Eukaryota, Fungi, Basidiomycota, Tremellomycetes, Tremellales, Cuniculitremaceae. Gene Ontology annotation, biological process: proteolysis. Bases 21 to 1571 code for a protein of 516 amino acids. The record is from RefSeq and is a predicted model, not a curated record.